AUGUGGAGACGGACAUACCUGCUGUUAUUGCUGGUACGAGUGUAUUUUGCGCUCUCCCCAAGUUAUCUCCAUCCAGAUGAGAACUUCCAGGGCCCUGAGGUCUUCGCCGGUCGUACACUCUCGUACCCGUCGAGAUUACCGUGGGAAUUCACAUCGAACAAUCCCAUCCGUAGUGUCUUUCCAUUAUGGCCGGUCUACAACUUGCCCAUGAACCUUUUGAAAUGGUUCUACGCCGAGUUGGAGACAGGGAAUCCGUCUCCGCCGGCGGUAUAUUACUUCUUGAGGGGAGUCAUGUUCUUCUUGAGUUUCGUCCUGGAGGACUGGGCCGUGUAUGAGCUGGUUCCCUUUCCGCGCCAUCGCCGGGCCGCCGUGGUGCUGGUUGCAUCCUCAUAUGUCACCUGGACAUAUCAGACGCACACCUUCUCCAACUCCAUUGAGACGCUGUUGGUCGCAUGGGGUCUGGUGCUGAUUCGUCGCAUCGUUGAGCAAAAGCGACGCUCGUCCAUCUUCUCCUGUGUGAUGCUGUCCUUGAUUGCUGUCGCUGGUGUUUUUAACCGCAUCACUUUUCCAGCAUUCUUGCUAAUUCCUGGGCUUCAAUUACUGCCCCAUUUCUGGCGCAGGCCGAUCUCACUCCUUGUUUUUGCGGUCUUCGGCAUAUUCUUCUGUGGCAUCGCCAUCAUCGUCGACACGCGGUUCUAUCACCCGUCUGCCUCGGUCUGGGAUGCCCUCCAUGCUCCUGUGGUCACGCCUCUCAACAAUCUACGCUAUAAUACGAACACUUCGAACCUGGCUCUCCAUGGACUCCAUCCGCACUACCAACAUUUUCUAGUGAACUUACCGCAGCUCCUCGGGCCCGCCCUUGUUGCAAUGGUUCUGUCGUUUUGGAAUCCUUCGGCCAUCCCUUCUUGGCUGAAGACUACGCAAGCCGUUUCUGCAUUAUCCGGAACCGCAAUGCUCUCGAUCUUUCCGCACCAAGAACCUCGCUUUUUGAUCCCGUGCGUGCCUCUGCUGCUGAGCUGCUUCCGCAUGCGCAAGUCUCGUGUAUUCUUGACAUCGUGGAUCAUUUUCAAUGCCGCGCUGGGUUUCCUCAUGGGCGUCUACCAUCAGGGCGGCGUGGUACCCGUCCAGUUGGCAAUUCCCUCCAUCAUCUCGGCGAAUGUGCCGAAGCAGGAAGAUGUGUCAGGAAAGCAGCCGGGAAUCUCUGCGACCGUGCUAUGGUGGAAAACAUACUCGCCUCCACUGUGGCUGCUGGGAAACAACACCAGCUCCCAGCUGGACAUCGAAACUCGGGAUUUGAUGGGCAUCUCGGGCCCCGAAAUGGCCAGAGAACUCGAAAGCGCAGUGCCAUCCUGUACGGUCAAGCCCGCCAGCGAUACCUCAAAACACGUUUUCGUUGUCGCCCCCAACUCUGCAACCUUCCUCGACCGGUACACGUCUCCAUCUGCAGACCCAUCGGACCUCGAACUCCACGAGCUCUGGUCGUACAGGAAACAUAUCAACCUAGACGAUCUCGACAUCGGCGACGACGGCCUCAUCCCGACGCUGAGGCGCGUGGUCGGCAGACGCGGGUUAAACGUCUGGAUCGCGCGCAGGGCGAGAUGCCCUUGA
Aspergillus clavatus NRRL 1 is the source of this 1608-nucleotide messenger RNA. RefSeq names its product glycosylphosphatidylinositol-alpha 1,2 mannosyltransferase smp3 (gene smp3). NCBI's taxonomy places the organism in Eukaryota, Fungi, Ascomycota, Eurotiomycetes, Eurotiales, Aspergillaceae. The coding region runs from base 1 to 1608 and encodes 535 amino acids. The record is from RefSeq and is a predicted model, not a curated record. The transcript is spliced from 4 exons. Gene Ontology annotation, molecular function: alpha-1,2-mannosyltransferase activity. Gene Ontology annotation, cellular component: endoplasmic reticulum membrane. Gene Ontology annotation, biological process: GPI anchor biosynthetic process.